AUGAAUGUCAUGGAAAAGAUAAAGGAGGUAGAAAGCGAGAUGGCAAGGACUCAGAAGAACAAGGCUACGAGCAACCAUCUGGGGAUUUUGAAGGCUAAGCUGGCCAAACUUAGGAGAGAGCUCAUAUCGGCGCCGAAGUCCGGAUCGUCUGGAGAGGGAGGAUUUGACGUUGCAAAGACAGGAAUAGCAAGAGUUGGGUUUGUAGGAUUCCCGAGUGUUGGGAAGAGCACGCUGAUGUCCAAGCUAACGGGGACAUUCAGCGCAGUCGCAUCAUAUGAGUUUACGACCCUGACAACGGUCCCCGGGGUGCUGAACUACAACGGAGCAAAGAUCCAGAUUCUAGACCUCCCUGGGAUAAUUGAAGGGGCAAAGGACGGUAAAGGCAGGGGAAAGCAGGUUCUAGCAGUUGCAAGGACAUGCUCUCUCAUCAUAGUGUGCCUGGAUGUUCUCAAGCCGGUCUCCCACAAGGCUGUGAUCGAAAGAGAGCUUGAAGGAGUUGGGAUUAGGCUCAACAAGCAGCCUCCGAAGAUCAAGAUAACGAAGAAGGACAAGGGAGGGGUGACGCUGAUUGGAGACAGCCUGGAUCUUGCAACAGUAAGAGCUGUGCUUGGAGAGUUCAGGAUGUCGAAUGCAGAGGUUGUAACGAGCGGGCCAUGCACAAUCGACGAUCUGAUUGAUGCAAUUGAAGGAAAUAGAAAGUACGUUCCCUGCAUAUAUGUACUGAAUAAAAUUGACUCGAUCAGUGUGGAGGAACUGGAUCUCCUGGACAAGAUCCCGCACUCUGUUCCUGUGUGUGCAAAUUUUGGGUGGAACUUUGACUCGUUGCUGUCGAAGAUGUGGAGCUAUCUUGAUCUUGUAAGAAUAUACCCAAAGCCGAAGGGAGAGCCUAUCGACUAUGAAGAGCCAGUCAUCCUCAGAAGCAACAAGAGAAGCGUGGCCGAUUUCUGCAAUGCAAUACACAGGGGGAUUCUUGCGAAGUUCAAGCACGCACUGGUGUGGGGAAGCUCUGUCAAGCACAACCCACAGAAGGUUGGAAAGGAGCAUAUCUUGAACGAUAGUGAUGUUGUUCAGAUUGUUAAAAGUGUCUAG
Messenger RNA from Encephalitozoon cuniculi GB-M1, 1089 nucleotides. Its product is annotated as GTP-binding protein RBG1. NCBI's taxonomy places the organism in Eukaryota, Fungi, Microsporidia, Unikaryonidae. Gene Ontology annotation, molecular function: GTPase activity; GTP binding. The transcript has a single exon. Gene Ontology annotation, cellular component: cytoplasm. The record is from RefSeq and is marked provisional. Bases 1 to 1089 code for a protein of 362 amino acids. Gene Ontology annotation, biological process: cytoplasmic translation.